Molecule: messenger RNA, 1899 nt
Organism: Perca flavescens (yellow perch)
Lineage: Eukaryota; Metazoa; Chordata; Actinopteri; Perciformes; Percidae
Product: potassium voltage-gated channel subfamily C member 1
Exons: 5
Coding region: 1-1899 (632 amino acids)
Biological process (GO): potassium ion transmembrane transport; protein homooligomerization; action potential
Cellular component (GO): presynaptic membrane; neuronal cell body membrane; axon terminus
Molecular function (GO): delayed rectifier potassium channel activity; protein binding
Source: RefSeq, a predicted model, not a curated record
AUGACUUGCUCGGCGUCAGAUAGCGAGAAGAUCGUGAUCAACUGCGGCGGGAUCCGACACGAGACCUACCGGAGCACCCUGAAGACGCUGCCGGGGACGCGCUUGUCUUGGCUGACCGAACCCGACGCCUACAGCAACUUCGACUACGACCCCAAGUCCGACGAGUUCUUCUUCGACCGCCACCCGGCCACCUUCGCCUUUAUCCUUAACUACUACCGUACCGGCAAGCUCCACUGCCCCAAUGAUGUGUGUGGGCCGCUCUUCGAAGAGGAGCUUGCUUUCUGGGGCAUCGAUGAGACGGACGUGGAGGCGUGCUGCUGGAUGAACUACCGGCAGCACCGCGAUGCCGAGGAAGCCCUGGACAGCUUCGAGCAACCCGAGCCGGACGCACCCGAAGAUGAUCCGGCGCUCACCGGCGGGGCGGACGGUGACCUGAAGCGGCUGUGCAUGCAGGAGGACGGCCGUAGGACGACGUGGUGGGACGCGUGGCGACCUUUUAUGUGGGCGCUGUUCGAGGACCCUUACUCCUCCAAAUACGCCCGGUAUGUGGCAUUUGGCUCGCUCUUCUUCAUCCUCCUCUCCAUCUCCACCUUCUGCCUGGAGACCCAUCAAGCCUUCAACACCAUCUACAACAAAACAGAGAACGUCACAAUUGGAAAUGUGACGCAUGAGGAGAUUGUUUAUGAAGUAGUCACAGAUGGCUGGCUGACAUAUGUGGAGGGCGUCUGCGUCAUUUGGUUCACCAUUGAGGUGAUGGCGCGUGUCGUCUUCUGCCCUGACAAGGCAGAGUUCUUCCGCAGCGCCCUUAACAUCAUAGACUUUGUGGCCAUCGUGCCCUUUUACCUAGAGGUGGCGCUGAGCGGCCUCUCCUCCAAAACAGCCAAAGACGUGCUGAGCUUCCUGCGUGUGGUGCGCUUUGUCCGUAUCCUGCGUAUAUUCAAGCUGACUCGCCACUUUGUUGGUUUACGGGUCCUGGGCCACACUCUGCGGGCGAGCACCAAUGAGUUCCUACUGCUCAUCAUCUUCCUGGCGCUGGGCGUCCUCAUCUUUGCUACCAUGAUCUACUAUGCCGAACGUAUCGGUGCCGACCCAGAUGAUCCGACAGCUGCGGCCCACACCAACUUUAAGAAUAUCCCCAUCGGGUUCUGGUGGGCUGUGGUGACCAUGACCACACUGGGCUACGGGGAUAUGUACCCUGAGACAUGGUCAGGAAUGCUGGUGGGUGCCCUCUGCGCCUUGGCUGGUGUGCUGACCAUCGCCAUGCCUGUGCCCGUCAUCGUCAACAACUUCGGCAUGUACUACUCCCUGGCCAUGGCAAAGCAGAAGCUCCCUAAGAAAAGGAACAAGCACAUCCCCCGAGCGCCACAGCCCGGCAGCCCCAACUACUGCAAGCCAGAUGCCCUGGCCAUGGCAACCGCCUCGCCACACAGGCUGAUGGGCAAUGUGCUUGGGCCAGGCAUGGUGGGAUCAGGCAGCAUGAUGGGUACUGGAGACUGCCCACUGGCACAGGAGGAGAUCAUCGAGAUCAACAGGGCAGAUUCCAAGCAAAAUGGUGAUGCAGCAGCUAAUGCGGCCCUGGCCAAUGAGGACUGCCCCACCAUUGACCAGGUCCUUGGGGACGAGCGUAGCCCGGCCACCGGGGGCCUUGGCUCCACCACCAGCCGCGAGCGCUACCCGCAUGACCGGGCCUGCUUCCUGCUGAGCGCCGGGGAGUUCCAGCGCACGACAGAUGGGAACGUUCGGAAAGCCACGGGUUAUGAGAAGUCACGCAGCCUCAAUAAUAUCUCUGGGAUGACGGGCGCCCCGCUGCGCCUCACCCCCAUCACCAACUCCACCUUUGAACCCUUCGAGCCGCCUGGCCUCAGGCGAUGCCACUCCCCCAUUCCCUCCAUCUUGUAG